AUGGGGUACACCGUCACGCACGUGACCUGCAAGGAAGCGCAGGAGGCCAGUGCUGUCUGGGAGUUCCCAAAAGACUGUCUCGCCGUCCACAUCUUACCCGGGAGAUGCCCGUCGGGCCAAGCCCCUGACGACAGCCCCAUGGCGUUGCACCUCUACAGCCCCCGCCCCCCGCCGGAUGAGACCCCGGAGCAGAUGCAGCAGGGGACUCUGAUGCGGAAGGUGAAGUCCAAGAGCUGGAAGAAGCAGCGAUACUUCAAGCUGCAGGACGACUGCAUGACUGUCUGGUACAAGUCCAAGAAGAACGGCAACACCAAAUAUACCUUCUCCAUCAGCGACGUGGAGACAGUGCGGGAGGGGCACCAGUCCGAGGUGCUGCAGAGCCUGGCUGAGGAGUUCCCGCCCGAGCACUGCUUCACCGUCGUCUUCCACGGGCGGCGCGGGAACCUGGACCUGAUCGCCGGCUCCCCCGAGGAGGCGCAGUGCUGGGUCCGGGGCCUGCGCCGCCUGGUGGAGAUCGUCACCAAGAUGGACCAGCAGGAGAAGAUGGAUCAGUGGAUCUGCGACUGGUUCCAGAAGGCCGAUAAGAACAAGGACGGGCGCAUGAGCUUCAAGGAGGUGCGGCAGCUCCUCAAGAUGAUGAACAUGGACAUGAACGAGGACCACGCGCUGCGGCUCUUCCAGAUGGCCGACGGGUCGGAGUCGGGGACGCUGGAGGGCGAGGAGUUCGUGCUGUUCUACAAGGCGCUGACGCAGCGAGACGAGGUGCUGGGCGUCUUCCAGGCGUUCUCCCAGGACGGGAAGAAGCUGACCCUGCUGGAGUUCGUGGAUUUCCUGCAGCAGGAGCAGCUGGAGGGGGAGAACACGCAGGAGUUCGCCAUGGAGCUGAUUGCCAGAUACGAGCCGUCUGAGAGCGCCAGGGCGCGCCAUGUGCUGAGCCUCGACGGCUUCCUCCUGUACCUGCGCUCGCCGGAAGGCGCCAUCUUUAACCCCGCUCACGAGCCGCUUUGUCAGGACAUGACCCAGCCCCUCUGCCACUAUUUCAUCUCCUCCUCGCACAACACUUACCUGCUGGAGGACCAGCUCCGGGGCCAGAGCAGCGUCGAGGGCUACAUCAGGGCUCUGAAGCGGGGCUGCCGCUGCUUGGAGGUGGACUGCUGGGACGGGCCCAGUGGGGAGCCCGUCGUGUAUCACGGCCACACGCUCACCUCCAAGAUCCCCUUCAAGGACGUGGUCAGCACCCUGGGGCAGUACGCCUUCCAGGCGUCCGACUAUCCCGUCAUCCUGUCCCUGGAGAACCACUGCGGCCCGGAGCAGGGGGACCUCAUGGCCCAGCACCUGAAGGGCAUCCUGGGAGAGCGGCUGCUCACGGCCCCCCUCGAUGCCCGCGACCCCACGCAGCUGCCUUCGCCGGAGGUAGGGGACGGGCUGGGGGGCGGUCGCUGCGGGGGCCUGGCCCAUGGGAACGAGUUUGUCCGUCACAACGCCCAGCAGCUGACGCGGAUCUACCCCAGCGGGCUGAGGACCGACUCCUCCAACUAUGACCCGCAGGAGAUGUGGAACGUGGGCUGCCAGCUCGUGGCCCUGAACGUGCAGACGGCCGGGGCGGAGAUGGAUCUGUGUGACGGGCUCUUCCGGCAGAACGCCCGCUGCGGCUACGUGCUGAAGCCGGCUUUCCUGAGGGACGCGGGAACCGCCUUCGACCCCGACAAUCCCCGGAGCAGGGCCGGGGGCGGCCCCUGGAGCCUGGCGAUUCAGGUCAUCAGCGGGCAGCAGCUCCCCAAGGUGGCCGGCAGCAAGGCGAGCGCCAUCGUCGACCCCCUGGUGCGCGUGGAGAUCCACGGCGUCCCCGCCGACCAGGCCAGGCUGGAGACCCAGGCCGUCGAUAACAACGGCUUUAACCCCCGCUGGGGCGAGACGCUGUGGUUCAAGGUGCACGUCCCUGAACUGGCCCUCGUGCGCUUCGUGGUGGAGGAUUACGACAAGACGUCCAGGAACGACUUCGUGGGCCAGUUCACCCUGCCCUUCGCUAGCAUCAAAUCAGGUUAUCGUCACAUCCACCUCCUGUCCAAGGACGGCAUGGCCAUCCCACCCUCCUCGCUCUUCGUUCACGUCCAAAUCACGGAGCUUCCCUACCCUGAGUAGCAGCCGAGUGGGUCACGCCAGCCCCCUGUGCCACCCGUUAACAGCCCUGUCCCGACAGCUGCUGGAGAGACGCCGCCCUGCCCGGCCCA
Messenger RNA from Terrapene triunguis (Three-toed box turtle), 2231 nucleotides. RefSeq names its product phospholipase C delta 4 (gene PLCD4). The record is from RefSeq and is a predicted model, not a curated record. Gene Ontology annotation, biological process: lipid metabolic process; intracellular signal transduction. Bases 1 to 2142 code for a protein of 713 amino acids. The transcript has 14 exons. Lineage: Eukaryota; Metazoa; Chordata; Testudines; Emydidae. Gene Ontology annotation, molecular function: phosphatidylinositol-4,5-bisphosphate phospholipase C activity; calcium ion binding.